AUGCGUCUCAUUCACACAGAGCGGUUACAGCUCGAAGAAUUCGCAGAUGAAAUCCCGCCUUACGCGGUUCUCUCGCACCGAUGGGGCAAGGACGAAGUUACGUUCCAAGACAUACUCCUCAACCAGAACCAUGAUACGGAGGGCUACAGAAAAGUGGAGAACAUCUGUAAAGUAGCCAACCAGGAUGGCUUUGAGUAUGCCUGGAUUGACACCUGUUGUAUCAACAAAGAAAGUAGCGCUGAGCUGUCCGAGGCAAUCAACUCAAUGUUCAGAUGGUAUGAAUCGGCAGGACGGUGUUAUGCUUACCUACGCGAUGUCUCUCCGGACAAUAACCAAUCUGAUUUGUCAACCAAAGUUAGAAACAGUGUGUACUUCAAGCGAGGCUGGACCCUUCAAGAGCUCAUUGCUCCAUCGGACGUGCGUUUUCUUGCAGAUGACUGGAGUGAGAUAGGCUCGAGGGAAUCUUGGUGUACCUUGAUACAUAGUAUCACCAACAUAGACGAAUCGAUACUGAGAGGCUCAGCACAGUUGUCCGAUUUCAGUAUUGCCAGGCGAAUGUCAUGGGCUUCGGGAAGAAAGACGACACGUGUUGAGGAUAUAGCCUACUGCCUCAUGGGGAUAUUCCACGUUAACAUGCCGUUGCUCUACGGAGAGGGCGAGAAGGCUUUCAUAAGACUGCAGGAAGAGAUUAUGAGGGAGUCAGCCGACCAGACACUGUUUGCAUGGGGAGCACGUGAAUCAUUUGACCGAUCUGCAACUGGUCUACUUGCGCGAUCGCCUGCUGAUUUCAAGCAUUCUGGAGAUUUCGUACCUUUUUACUUUUCAAAGAAGGAUUCUGCUCCGUUCUCGAUAACUAACCGGGGUAUAAAGCUACAUUUACCCCUGUACCACAGCCUAGUGGUAAAGGAUGUACUUAUACUUGAGUGCCAAGACACCUCGCUAGAUUACAUAGCCCUUGCGGGGAUAUAUCUGCUCCCCAGCCAUGGCGGACAGCUGCAGUAUAUGAGAUAUAACUCUGGGCCCAGCAGAGUUCCUCUAUGGAGAAUACGUCAUGUCAAGGCUCAAACGAUCUAUGUGAUGAAGACAUCCAUUGGUGAGGGAGGGAGCUCUCUGCUGCAUGAGCGUAAACCUUAUCGCUACACAGAAUCCCGCCUCCGCGGAGAGAUAUCGCAGUCAGGAGAGCGCCCGAAAAAGGUAAUCCUGUGUUUCGACGGAGGAAACCAUAAACAUGGAGCGAAUCAUCAGUCUAACAUCGAGAAAAUACAUAAGAUGCUUUAUGGCACGAACGGCUCCCAGCUUUGUUACUACCAACGAGCUAAUUUUAGCCGUCCUGAUGACUUCAAAACAUGUAUGGGUGAUGGAUAUAGUGCUGCCUGGGACAUCUACCAAAGCUGGAACAACUAUGCGCUGAGAACCGAUGCUGAUAAGCUGUGGGAGGAGAGAGAGAGUUACUUUCAAAUGAAAGGUUUUCGAGAAAAGCUGAGCAAGCCAACCAAUAGGAUCCCAUUUCUUGGUUUAUUCGAUGCUGUCGUUGUCAAAUCCAAAUAUCUGGGCAGAGAAGGGGAACGAAUCUCUACAACUACGGAGAUUUCUAAAUCAGCCAGUACUAUCUGUCAUGCGGUCUCCAUAGACGAAUGUCGGGCUGAAUUACGCCCAGUUCUCCUGAAUGAAGAGCUCGGCAGUGGACUGCUUAUGAAAGGACUCAAGCAAGUCUGGUUUCCAGGUAGUCAUGCUAUCUGA
Messenger RNA from Aspergillus oryzae RIB40, 1740 nucleotides. RefSeq lists its product as uncharacterized. The coding region runs from base 1 to 1740 and encodes 579 amino acids. The record is from RefSeq and is a predicted model, not a curated record. The transcript has 3 exons. NCBI's taxonomy places the organism in Eukaryota, Fungi, Ascomycota, Eurotiomycetes, Eurotiales, Aspergillaceae.